AUGACGCUGGCUUUUGAUCAAGCGAGCUCCCUACUCACUGGCUGGGUACGGUCAUGCUGGGAGUGUUUGUCAGGCGUGGAGCCUCAAGGUCAACAGGGCCAGCGACCGGAGGGAAGAGGAGUUGAGCGAGAGAUGCAGGUAUGCCACAACCAACCUCAUCUCGUCCCUCCGAUGAAAUUGGUGGUGUACGAUGACCUUCCCAGUCCGGGUAUCCAUCAUCAGUCUCGCAACUCGCUCUCAUCGUGGCUUGGAGAAGGCCGGCACCUUGCAUCAAGAGCAUCUGGACGAGCAAGUAUCUCCUGGAAGAGACAAACAGCGACUCCAUUAAAGAUUAGCGCCCCGUCAGACUUUCGUCGAGUGCAAUCAUUUCAACUCGAUCCAUCGCCGACAAAAUUUCAACCUAUCCAACUCAGCAUUCACCGAUCUAGCAAUCGGUUGUCAGAUCUUCCUUCCUUUGAAUCCUUCGAUGUGGACGAGAAUAGCCAACGCAUGACGCUGGCAGUCCCACCACGUGCUCUUCCUCCGACUGGAAUUCAAUCCAGACGGUGCCAAUCCAGCGAGGCUCGAUUUUCUGUGUCUCGCAAGCCGGUCGGCUCUGUAAAUCGCCGGUCGCUUGCCAAUCUGGAAGAACCUCUUGAACCGCCUCGGCCGGUUCGUAUUGCUAGUGCUCUGAUCCCACAUUUCUGUACCGUCAUUCCAGUCGAGCCUCUUCUAUCAGAAGAACCGAUGCCCACGCCAACUUUCGUACCCACUAUUCCUGCUGUUCCCACCAUUCCUACGCAUAUCAGAUCAAGGUCUGAGGAAAGCAACAUCACCCUAGGCACCGAGCUGAGUUCCCACGUCAGCAACAAAGUGUCGAGAGAAAAUGUCGCUCAAACUCCCGCAGCGUCGAGACACGGCGAUGAAUCCACAGACGGUCCAUCUUUCAAGAACUCACCGUCAUCAGCCAGCUCGCGUACCACGCCAUCUCGGAUCUCCUCUUUGCAUCAUCCUUCUACUGCCGAGAACCGCAAGACUAUCGCCUCGGUACCCCUUCCCAGUCGUGUGACACAGUGGUUUUUCCCCAACAAGCCAUCGGCACCGCAGCAAGUCUCGCUUGCCGGCGAGAAUCGGUUUGAUUGGGAGAGAACCCGCACUUUGAGCGGCACCACCGUCAACUCAACUAUCACGACUAUCACGGGUGGUGCGAUGGCCCGGCGUCAUAAUGCUUCGAUCUCUAGCACGUUCACCAACGGGACCACUCCCCGAACCUCUUUGCAAGGUCCAUCUUCGACUGCAGAGAAGGAUCUUGAAGCUGGCUACGGUCAUCCGACUAUUUUCGAGGGCCGAACACAGCAUUUCCCUUACUCUACCUCUCUGUCUAGUAACAUACCUCAAUAUCGAGGCUCUGCUAUUGGUGUGGCCUUCUAG
This is a messenger RNA of Penicillium subrubescens, 1410 nucleotides long. RefSeq lists its product as uncharacterized. The transcript is spliced from 2 exons. The record is from RefSeq and is a predicted model, not a curated record. The coding region runs from base 1 to 1410 and encodes 469 amino acids. NCBI's taxonomy places the organism in Eukaryota, Fungi, Ascomycota, Eurotiomycetes, Eurotiales, Aspergillaceae.